Porites evermanni is the source of this 3995-nucleotide messenger RNA. The record is from the annotation of a GenBank genome assembly. NCBI's taxonomy places the organism in Eukaryota, Metazoa, Cnidaria, Anthozoa, Scleractinia, Poritidae.
UUUCAGGACUGUACUUACUUUAACCGAGCUGAUAUAUUAAGGUAAGUUAGAAUAACUGCUGGGAUAAUUAAGAUCUCAUGCAUUUCUCUAAAACAAAUUAAACACAAGGUACAAGAGUACACAGAAUUAUAUGUACUAGAGUGAUAAACAGUUAUAUUUCACGCGAUUGAAGGUUGAUCUAUUUUCAUGAUAUAUCAGACUAAGUUGUUCGAAAAUUAAUUGAUGCUUUUAACCUGCCGGCCAAAUUUAUAGAUCUCGAAAACUGAAAAGAUUUACAUUAACGUCAUACUGGAUACUCAUGACAAUUUUGUUCAUUUUUAAUUAUAUCUUUUUUUUUAAGUUAAAGCUAACGAAAGAAAGUAAUGAGUUUCAGGGGACAAUUACACAACAAAUGUGGCCAUGCAAUCAUUUUAGGCUAAUCAGUGAUAACCUGAUUUAAAUCCCUGUAAAGUGGUACUAUAAAUUUUCAUAUAACCCCAUCUAUCAGAUGCACCUUCAACUUCUCAGUCGAAACUUCCUCCCGAUGGAAAGCACCAUGUAGGAAAAACAUUGGACCAGUUCAGUUAUUAUAUAUAUUACACGCAUGUAGGCUUGAUGAGACGGCUUGGGACCCAAGUUCUUUACUCAUUAUAUUUACUAACUGUUAUAUAUGUGAGAAUCUCUUGGAUACCACUCGACUAGAUCAACGCAUCAGUCUUUCACAUACCUUUGCGAUCAUGUGAAGGGGGUGGCCCGUUUCCGUCGGCCUUUGACUAUUUGCUAUUCAAUUCAUGCCUUUAAUAAUUGUUAUUACGCUUAAGAAUUACUCCAAGAAGUUUAAAGCCAGGGCUUUUAUUCCCUCUUCUGUUUGCGGGAUAGACUUUCUCAUUUGUUAUUGUUUUCAGAAUUCACAAAAGAUACAGGGAAUUGAACACAGACGUUAUUCCGAAGGAUUUUACAGAACUUGACGUCCAGCCUAAACUGAAAUAUAAAUUCCUUCAGCAGCUUCCAGAACUUAAAGUAAGAUAAGCUAAAUUAGCGAUUAAUGAUUUUAGUGUAUCAAAAGUAAGGUGCGAGCUGAUUUCUGGAAAAGGAUGGGUUGGCCCGCCGACUGAACACAGGCCAUCGCGGCUGAAUUGGUGAAAGACUGAAGGUUGUGCCCGGAGUCCCAAGGUCAUUAUCCCAAUAACGAUAUAUCCUAUUAAGUGACUGUUCCUAUUAAAAGGCCCACUAUUUUGAGAAACCUGAUAGUUCAGUUACAUCUUACUUUAAGAUGGCUUGGUAGAUCAGGCGUGUAAGGUCUUUACAGCCACCAAGGCGCGGAAACAUGAAAUAUAUAUAUGCGUUAUUGACCAAGGGUGAGGUCACAGAAAGCUGAACAUCGGCCAAGCUUUUUUUUUUUGCCUUUUUUAUGGACUGAGACCGAGUCGAGGUCUAUCAAAACUUUUAAAAGAAAUUGAAGACGAGUCACUGUUUCUUGGCAGGAGAAUCCCUUUAGAAGGAGGAUCUGCGAGGUAUUUUCACUGAAAGGAGACGGUGCCUUAACAUUUGACGACUUUCUGAACAUGAUGUCAGUUCUUAGUGAAUCGGUGAGUUUGACAUCAACUGGAAAACUGUUUAGACUAUUUACUCUAUCUCUUGCUGAUUAGUGAAGGCGACUUAUCAUCUUAGUAAGUAAGGUUGAUGACAAUUCACCAAAAGCACAAAAGUCAUGAAUUUUUCGUUCUCAUUUUACAGGCACCAAGAGAACUGAAGGCAAAGUACGCAUUCAAGAUAUUUGGUAAGACUAGAAGUCAAUAGUCGUAAUAGCGCAAACUACCCCAACCCGGCCCCAGAUCAUGGAUACGCGUUUGAGUCUUUUUGAGGCGCAUUUAACUUCAUGUUGCGAUUAAGGCAUCAUUCUCAGCAUUUUUGCUCAGUUCAGGUGAUUUGUCCAACUUCUGGCCGACAGUAAAGUGUUGACUACUUUCUAGGCCGAAAAUACCUGUUAACUUGGGAGGAAACGUGGGAAGUCCAGAAGGCAAUCCAUACAAAUAUCUCAAAAGAUGCAGCAAAGCCAAUACUUAGCAUACGCGUUGUCCUUCGUUUUAGGCCGGGCAAUGACUUAACAACAACAACAAUUACAAAAAAAAACUUUAUUUCAAGAAUUUAACUUAAGUAAUUACACUGACCCGCAGGUAGCAACUGCAUGCUAAUCUAGGUGGGACGGACGAAAAACUGAGGGUUAAUAAACUGUUACAGUAAAGUAUUAUUACAUAAACACAGAGUUAAGGCAACGAUAACUUAAUUUAGAAGUUUAAGAGAAAAUCAGUUGAAACUUUAUAAACACUUAAUUAUUUAUUUAGCCAGCCCAACUUUUUGUAUAAUGAUAGGUGUUUCUAUUAUAGUCAUUUUCUUUUACUAAAAUAUCUAGAUAUGAGUCAGCGAAUUUCUCUUUUAAAUUCUUUCUCGGAUUAUAGAUUUCCCUGGCACCGUAUUUCCUCACUUCACUUUGAUCUGCUCACUUUUUGAGAUAAGGCACUAACUGGGUAGCUCUACUUUUAAAAUCUAUUUCUGCUUUAUCAAGAUUUUGAUGGCGACAAUUAUCUCGGUAAGGAAGACUUAAAAUUGACCCUGCGAGCCAUCACAGCAAACGAACUUUCCGACGAAGAGAUGGAGUUUGUCACUGAUAAGGUAAACGAUGUCGUGCAUUUUCUGGUAAAAAUCUAGUCACGUGUGCUAAUUACUCAGGUGAUUACUUGACCGUGCUUACUUUUCGGGUAGUGAAUUCAGUUGUAACCUGAGAUCAGGCUCUAUUUUCGUUUCGCUUUGAAAAUUACAUUCCGGCGGACAUGGCAUGGUAGCCGUUAGAGAGAAUGUAUGAGAACCGCUAAAAUUGGGCCUGAUCUCAGGUUAAUUCAUUUGAUGCUUUUCAAUUGAAAUUGUAUAAACGGCACAAUUCAUAUGGUUACCAUCUAUAGCUGUCCCAUUGGCUUUCGUUUGAUUUUACAAAAUGGGUCAAAACUUUUUUCCUCUCGAUUUAUAUCUUUUUGCCGUCGUUUCGUUUAUUCUGUCCAAGAUUGCCGCAAUCUUGGACAAAAUACAUAUAGAAAGACCCGCCCUGCGAGAUCCAAAUCAAUGAUGGGAAAAGGUCCGCUUUGACCAUCGCGCGGCUUCAUCAUCCUUGAUCAGUUUGGGGAGUGGCGAUCAGGGUCUGCAUUUAUUUUUUGCUCUGUCCAAAAUUGUAGUUUGACAACCGGUAUUUCGCACUCGCACUAUCGAAACCGGAAAUGAGAAGCGAAGGACUAUUGAGAAAGUAUACUACCCUGCAUCUGUCUCUCACUCCCUUUUCGGCAGUAAUCAGUUUAUGACGAUUGGCAGAACGUUUGAAAACUUAGCUUGUCCUUUUUGUCUCAACAGUUGUUAGAGGAAGCAGACCUGGACGAAGACGGCCUGUUAUCUUUUGCGGAAUUUGAAAACGUUAUAACGAGGUCACCAGAGUUCAUAAAGUGAGUUCUGUUCUCCGUUGCAGAUUGAUGCCGGACUUAGUUUCCUGUCAAGAGCCCAUCAAUUGAUGGGGUCCUGUUUCCUGUCGAUUAAUCCUUCCUUUGCUGACUUGUCCCCAGUCGUCUCUUGGUUUCCUAUUUAAUUAAGGUGAUUUAGCAACAGAACGGGAACGUCAACUGACGACGAGAAAGCGCGCGGAACGGACUGCAAGUGACUUCCGGUGCCCAAUUUGCCGCUCUGCGAUCGGUCAAGCCAGUUGUUUGAUUUGCGCGCGCCCUCGUCAACUGCGAGGUCAAGGGAAGUCCUGAGGAUGAACAGGGAAGGAGUCUCUUCCUUUCCUCUUUUACUUUCCCAUCGUCCCCUUCGCACCAGAUACCAUUACAGUCUCCCGCGACCGUUCUGUGACCGCUUACAAGAGACGACUGGGAACGAAUCAGCUUUCUUUAUGAAAUUCCGAUAGUGUUUAAAACUGAAUUCUCAUGGGGAUUCUUUUUAUUAUUCAUUCCAGCAAUUUCCACAUCCACAUUUAG